AUGGCAGCAACUCAAUCUCGCGUCCACGAGGGAAAACUCGCCAUUGUCACAGGCUCAGCAAGGAGUAUCGGAGCAGCCAUUGCCCGCAAACUCGCCAGCAAAGGAUGCAAUAUCCUCAUCAAUUACGCGACCACAUCGUCCGAUGCCCUAGCUUCUAGCCUAGCGACUGAGCUUACGUCCACCUAUUCGGUGAAGACCGCUACAGUACGCGCGGAUAUCAGCACGACUGAAGGCUGUGAGGCUAUCAUCACUGCCGCAAAGAAGAACUUCUCUAGAGAUGAGAAGUUGCAAGUCGACAUUCUAGUCCACAAUGCUGCAGUCCUCUAUGUCGGGCCCCUUGAAUCCGUGAUUGAGAAGGAGUUCCACCACAUCUACGCUGUCAACGUGCUCGGUCCCGCACUGCUCACAGCAGCAUGUAAGCCAUAUCUCCCAACCGACCGUUCAGGUCGUAUCGUCAUGAUGUCCAGCAUCAAUCCCAAGAUUGGCACGCCUCAUACGACGCUUUAUUCGGGCACCAAGGCGGCUAUGGAGGCCAUGACCCGCGUGUGGAGUCGAGAAUUAUCUGAGAAUGCUACUGUGAAUGCGAUCAAUCCGGGCCCGGUCAUGACGGAUAUGUAUUUGUCGUCUGCGGAAGAAGUGAAGCAGGGACUGGCAGUGUGGAACCCGGUUACGCCAUUGGCUGCGGUGAGGGAUACGGAUAGUGCUGAGGUGAAAGAAUUGGGGAAUCGUUUGGGUGGGAGACCGGCGUAUGAUCAUGAGAUUGCGGGAAUAGUUGCUAUUCUCUGUGAUCCGGAUGCGGGGUGGAGCACUGGAGGUAUUGUUAGUGCUAAUGGAGGACUGUCUUUCAGUUUUUAG
This is a messenger RNA of Lachnellula hyalina, 855 nucleotides long. RefSeq names its product L-xylo-3-hexulose reductase (gene lxr4). The record is from RefSeq and is a predicted model, not a curated record. Gene Ontology annotation, molecular function: oxidoreductase activity. NCBI's taxonomy places the organism in Eukaryota, Fungi, Ascomycota, Leotiomycetes, Helotiales, Lachnaceae. The transcript is spliced from 2 exons. The coding region runs from base 1 to 855 and encodes 284 amino acids.